AACCCCAUGGAAAGUGAUACUAAGAUCUUCUUUCCAUGAUACUAAAAUGUGGCUCGCACAAAUCCAAUGCAAAAUGAGGUUGAAUAUUUUAUUGUCCUCUUUGAAAAGAGCAGAACUGAGGCGCCACAUGUUGAUGCCAGCCACGGAAGCUCUGAAGAGGAUUCAAUUGAGAGCCACGGAAGCUCUAAAGAAGAUCCAAAGGUGGAUUGUAUUAAGCAGCCACAGAAAGCACAGCAAAACUAUCCAUUCAGUGUUCUCACCGACGUCGUUACCAAUAAGGGAAGGUUGCCAACAUGUGAGGGCUGCAAUAGUCAGCUGGAGAGGCAAGCUAAAAGAAUUGUAGUCAAGGUCCCAAGUAACAUCAAGAAAGGGUGGUUUAUUACAAGGUCCUACCACUUUCUUCAGACUUGCCUCACUAAGCUGCCUCAAGAGCAGUACUAUGUGGCCAUGCAGCAACUGGGAGUGCGGGCAACACGAUCACAGCAUCUGCAAAGAGUGGAACUAUUGGAGAAUAAUAGUAUUGCAUAAAACAAGUAGUAGUAUCACUACAUAUGAUUUGUGCGGG
Messenger RNA from Lobosporangium transversale, 565 nucleotides. RefSeq lists its product as hypothetical. The coding region runs from base 67 to 528 and encodes 153 amino acids. NCBI's taxonomy places the organism in Eukaryota, Fungi, Mortierellomycota, Mortierellomycetes, Mortierellales, Mortierellaceae. The transcript has a single exon. The record is from RefSeq and is a predicted model, not a curated record.